AUGAACGAGGCUGGCUUUGGGCGAUUAGUUGGUUUGAUCAGUUACGAAGACGGCGAUUGGAUUAGCACAUCAAACAUGGGCUGGACGCUGAACCAUCCUACACCACCCAAUCCAAUGCUCUUGUACAUGGAUUCUGCGUCUUCCUCGCCGAUGGGUAUCAGCUUCAUAGCCCCCGCCUCGGCCAUGAGCUGGGCCUGGCAGCGUCUCUCAAGCGACACGAACCAGAAGAUGGCAGCCUCCACAGUUGAUCCGCAGGAUGCAAGCCUUACGGUUGCCAAGAUCCCGCGCGAUAGUCUGUCCUUCCUCGUCUUCGAGGACAGCACCCUUGGACUGGCGAUAUACACCCACAUCGCGCUAAAAGGCACAGGAACCUUGUGUAAGUAUGUCGAUUGGGCGACCGAGGGUGGCAAACGCACGGACGUAGAUGCUGUGCGAGUGAGCGGCACAAAUCACGUCCGGCCUCGCAGCGUGGACGGCGUGAUGGCCAUAUAA
Molecule: messenger RNA, 492 nt
Organism: Clonostachys rhizophaga
Lineage: Eukaryota; Fungi; Ascomycota; Sordariomycetes; Hypocreales; Bionectriaceae
Source: the annotation of a GenBank genome assembly